GCGGUUGCGCCGCCCGGCGGGAAGGGGGAAGUUUCAAAGCUGGUUUGUGGACCUGGUUGCUGCCGCUUGGGCGACAUGAAGCUGCACUGUGAGGUGGAGGUGAUCAGUCGGCACCUGCCGGCCUUGGGCUUGAGGAACAGAGGCAAGGGCGUCCGAGCGGUGUUGGUCCUCUGUCAGCAGACGCCCAAAAGUCAACCGUGGCCUCAGGCUGGGGGCGAGCGGGGCGGCCCGCGCCCCGCCUGCCUGCUCAUCUCCACCCUGAAGGACAAGCACGGGACCCGCUAUGAGCUAAAGGAGAAUAUUGAGCAGUUCUUCACUAAAUUUGUGGAUGAGGGGAAAGCCACUGUGCGGUUGAAGACGCCUCCUGUGGAUAUCUGUCUGAGUAAGGCCAAUUCCAUCAGUUUGAAGAGUUUCCUUUCAGCUGUGAGACUGGCUCAUAGAGGCUGUGAUGUGGAGGCACCACUCUCGGCCCUCGCACCAGUAAAGACUUCAGAAUUUGAAAAAUUUAAAACUAAAAUGGUUAUCACAUCCAAAAAGGACUAUCCUCUAAGCAAGAACUUCCCAUAUUAUCUGGAACAUCUUCAGACUUCUUAUUGUGGGCUUGUCCGAGUUGAUAUGCGUAUGCUUUGCUUAAAAAACCUUAGGAAACUAGACUUGAGUCACAACCAUAUAAAAAAACUUCCAGCUACAAUUGGAGACCUCAUCUACCUUCAAGAACUUAAUCUGAGUGACAAUCACUUGGAGUCAUUUAGUGUAGCCUUGUGUCACUCUACACUCCAGAAGUCACUUCGGAGUUUGGAUCUCAGCAAGAACAAAAUUAAGGCUCUCCCUGUACAGUUUUGUCAGCUCCGAGAACUGAUAGAUUUAAAACUUGACUGUAAUGAAUUGAUUCGAUUUCCUUUCAAGAUAGGACAACUGACAAACCUGCGAUUUUUGUCAGCAGCUCAAAAUAAGCUUCCAUUUUUGCCUAGUGAAUUUAAAAAUUUAUCCCUCGAGUACUUGGAUCUUUUCGGAAAUACUUUUGAACAGCCAAAAGUUCUUCCAGUUAUAAUGUUGCAAAUGCCAUUAACUUUAUUGGAAUCUUCUGCGCGAACCAUAUUACAUAACAGGAUUCCAUAUGGCUCUCAUAUCAUUCCUUUCCAUCUUUGCCAAGAUUUGGAUACUGCAAAAACCUGUGUUUGUGGAAGAUUCUGUUUAAGCUGUUUUACUCAAGGAACUACCAGCAUGAAUCUACACUCCGUUGCUCACACUGUGGUCUUAGUAGAUAAUAUGGGUGGCACUGAAGCACCUGUUAUCUCUUACUUCUGUUCUCUAGGCUGUUACAUAAAUUCCUGUGAUAUGUUAAAGUAAAGGUGAUACCUAUUACUGAUGCCACAAAAGGAAAUUACAUUUAGUUACAAAUUGGUUUGGGAUUCAUUUAUGCUUUAACAGUGUCAUAUUGGAGGAAGGGAAGCUUUUUUGUACACACACUUGGGGGAAAGAAUGUGUUUUUUUAGCGUUUUCAAUAAUUUGACUGUAAAACCUGAAUUUUACUAAAACUUAAUUUUGUUGUGGGGUUAACUUUUAUCAGUUUAUUGCAUGUGUGUUGAUUUCAGCCUAGUGUUUCAAGAAUGGGUUGUGGAUUGUCUUUUAAUGUUAAACAGUUACUGACUGAUACCAAUCACUCUGGUCAUAGAAUUUUCUUGUCAACUUUCUUCUUAUAUUUCAGUGAAAGAAUUUGAGUUUCUAUAUGCAGAACAUAUACCUUGGAAGACUACUGUGGUCUAAAUUAUAGUGAACUUGUUUGGUAUGAAAUUGCAUACCACGUUUCCCUGAAAAUAAGACCUAG
Molecule: messenger RNA, 1828 nt
Organism: Rhinolophus ferrumequinum (greater horseshoe bat)
Lineage: Eukaryota; Metazoa; Chordata; Mammalia; Chiroptera; Rhinolophidae
Gene: LRR1
Product: leucine rich repeat protein 1
Exons: 4
Coding region: 76-1350 (424 amino acids)
Molecular function (GO): protein binding
Source: RefSeq, a predicted model, not a curated record